AUUUUAGGUCUACGGUUAAUGAGCAGAACAUGAGUACGUACGGAUCGAUCCCAGCUGAUACCAAGACAACCUCACGGAAGUCUUUCUUCAUCGCUGACAAAAAUUCAGAGGAAGAUUACUCUGGAGAUUCGUCUACUAAUAAUGCAAUAAUUCGUUCUGAACCGAAAAAAGAAGGCGUCUUACCGCCAUUUAUCAGUGCUGAAGUCUGUAUCAUACUUUACUCGUUUAUUUACUCCGUAAUAUCUACAGUUAAAGUACAAUACGUCAAUUAUAUUGAAAGACUUGAUUCCGAUACCUUGGAGCCUGAAACCUGUGCCAACGAAUCUUCAUCCGAGGAAUAUGAGAUCCAGAUGCGUGUCAACUUUAUCGUCCUUGGAUUUGUGGUCUCUAGUAGUCUGACAAGUUUCUUUACAGUUCCAAUAAUAACUCAAUUCUCACUACACAUAGGAUAUAAAUGGGGAUUGGUAAUAAACCUUAUCUUCUUGCUUGUUUCAUGCUGUAUCUGGUUGAUCUCGGUAAGCCUUCAAACCUCGUAUUGGUGGAUGGUUGUUGCGCAGUUUGUCCAAGGGCUUGGAGGAGGGGUUGCAGGUGCACAAGCUAUAGCCACGGCCUACUUAUCACUUAUAUUUGAUGCGUAUCAUCUAACUAAACGCCUAGUCGUCAUUGGUGCACUUUCUCAGCUUUCAAAGGGAGCUGCACAGUUAAUCACCGGUUACGCGAUCAGUGAUUAUAAUUUUAACACAUCAUUUAUUAUAGCCGCAUCGGUUUGUACUGCAGUGAUUGUAUAUACCGCAACAUACAUCAAGGAUAUACCACCUAAUGCCAGUGAUACGACCGGUCGUGACAUUUUCCGAAAAAUAAAGUUACUUAUUAAAGAAAAUUCAGAAAAAGAAAAUCGCGAACUUGCCUUAAUAUGUCUGGUUUUGUGUUGUGACUUGAGCAUAACGGGAUCUUCUAAUGCACUUGCUCUUUUAUACGUUGUUUCGUAUCCACUUUGUUGGAAUAGUGAAAUAAUUGGAUAUUUCCUGGCAUUGCUUUGUGGAUUGGGAAGCAUAGGACCACUUAUCGUGUUUUUUGGCACUAUUCCUGACCUGUACUUAUCGUUGCUGGGGAUGGCAUCAUCUGGGCUUUUUGUACUGUUCUGUGCAUUUGGUUAUUCAACUAAAAUCAUGUUCAUAGGUUGCCAUCGACUUCAGUCUCUCCGCUUAACCAGCAACGGCAUCAGUUCUAUUGAAACUGGAGCGUUCAGUGACCUUGGAAAUCUGCAGGAACUAUAUCUGGGAGAUAACUACCUUGCUAUCAUUGGUGCCAAUAUAUUUACUGGACUCGCAUCACUCAAAGAUUUUACAUAUGCAGGUUUGAUACCAACAUCAUGCCCUACUUACAGUACAGAUCAAGAUGAAUUAGCAAAAGAAGAAACAGAAAAAGAAGCUCCACUUUUAACUCAGUAG
Molecule: messenger RNA, 1451 nt
Organism: Anneissia japonica
Lineage: Eukaryota; Metazoa; Echinodermata; Crinoidea; Comatulida; Comatulidae
Product: proton-coupled folate transporter-like
Exons: 4
Coding region: 30-1451 (473 amino acids)
Biological process (GO): transmembrane transport
Cellular component (GO): plasma membrane
Molecular function (GO): transmembrane transporter activity; protein binding
Source: RefSeq, a predicted model, not a curated record